UGGAAAAGGGCUGACUGUUGUGGUUUAGAGUUUGGAGAUGAUCUGAAAGCUAUUGUUCAGGAAACACGAGGAGAUUAGAAGAACAUCUGUUUGGAACAAUCAAAACUGACAAAAGGAAAAUACAUGUACAUGUAACUGAAUUUUUGGUUAGAUCAGGGAACUGUAGACCCUGCCUAGGUCACUAGUAUGGCCAUGCUUUGAUAGACUGCAUCAUGAUUUGCAUGUGAAAGAGAAAUAAAAGAAUCAUCUUCCUGGCAGUUGUACAAUGUUUUUUUCGUCUAUCAGCAUUAAUCCCCUCUGAAGGCUACACCGUGUCUCAUCUGUCUCAUGGAAAAAUGCAUGUACCUGUGACAAAACGUGAUCUCGUGAUGUCUAGGGAAAACAAAGCUAGGUCAUUAUGUUUUCGAGCCUGGAAAUAGAUCAUAAGCCCACUUCAUGGGCGACCAAAGGCAUUAGUGGGCCGACAUGUAUCUUAUCUUUCAUUGCGCACAAAGGCUGAUGUGCCUGUGUACAUGUACCUGUGUUUUGCAGUCAUUGAACUCGAGUACACAUACAGUACCAGUAUCAUUAUCAAGAUCAAGUGCGGAUUAGAACUGUUUUUGAAAAGGUUUGUCCUUUGUUGAAGGCCUCUUUUGUGGCCAGAGCAACAGCAAAGUCAACAGUCGUUGAAGAUACUGGUUUGAUCAUUCUUUACACAUGAUAUCUAAUGGAUGCAACGUCCGUGAUCAGUUAAGUCACUUUAUUGAACACAAAAUGUUAGCCAACAGUUGUACGUUUUCCUCGCAAAGAGUGAACAGUGGAUUGUCAACAUAAGGUGCGUAGGUCGUCGGGUCUUUCUUCAUCAAAUCUAUCUGGUUGACAACAUUGACUCAGCGCGUAGCGGGGAUUUAAAUGAGUGGGGAACGGACAGACGCAGGAUUCUAAGGAUUUAAACCUGACAUAUGAGCAGCCAGAGGAUCGCUGCUGAACAGUGAGCUGUCGUCGUCGCUGCUAGUCUCAUCUUCUGUCGUCGGCACGCCUACAGUGUGCCUCCUCGGCCAGGGAUUUUCUAACUUUGGAGGUUUCGACGAAUCGUGACAGAGACGGCGGUCUGAUGCGCCAGGUAGCCAACACGGCGGGAAAUUGCAUGAGUCGGUCGUUGGUCAUGGGGCAGAAAGUGUCCGGAGGCAUGAAGCAGGUCGCAAGGGAACCCAAUUUCAAGUCGCUGCACCGUGAGCUGACAUACAGCGGGGAUCUUCAGAAGCCAAACAGAUUAGACAUGUUGCUGGAUAUGCCAGCCGCGGACAAGGAGACACAGCAGAAAUUUGCAUGGAACGAGGAAGAUCGCUCGUUGAAUAUAUUUGUGAAGGACGAUGAUCCUCUAACCUUCCACAGACACCCUGUCGCACAGAGCACGGACUGUAUACGCGGGAAAUUUGGUUUCUCGAGGGGACUGCACGUAUUUGAAGUAACAUGGAACUCUAGGCAGAGGGGAACGCACGCCGUGGUUGGAUUCGCGACCGCAAACGCACCGCUUCACUGUGUCGGUUACCAAUCGCUGGUCGGAAGCAACGCAGAGUCGUGGGGCUGGGACUUGGGACGUAAGAAGCUCUUCCACGACUCCAAGCACAAAACGGGACACCAAUACCCACUUGCGGGACAUUCAGACAACUUCAACGUACCAGACACCUUUCAAAUGAUCCUUGAUAUGGAUGAAGGAACCCUCAGUUUUUCCGCUAACGAUCAGUUUCUUGGGAUUGCUUUCCGUGGACUCAAGGGCAAGAAGCUCUUCCCUAUUGUCAGUGCAGUCUGGGGACAUUGUGAAAUCACUCUCAAAUAUGUUGGAGGCCUAGAACCUUCACCGCUUCCACUACAGGAUCUGUGCAGACGCUGUGUCCGUGUCUCAGUUGGGAAAGAUCACCUGGAAAACGUCUACCAACUGCCCCUACCUAACAUGGUGAAAAAAUACCUCCUCUUUCAGUGAAAGGACACAGAUUGACAAAAAUAACAACUCUAAAAUCAGAUCCAAUCCGUCCUGGGUGACUUCUCUGUGUUUUUACGUAAGAAAUCAUAGCCGACGAAUUGGCUUUUUUUAUAUAACACGGUUGAUGUUGACCAAAUUAUGUGUUUUCUCCUCGUCGACCAACUGCAAGGGAGAGAAGACGCCACUGUCGUGAGACUACGAGAGGGGGCUGUUCGCGAUUUUUGUUGUGGACGUAACUCAAGGGACGUUUGUUCGAUGCGAGGAUUAUCGCUGUUUUUAUUUAUUACCAAGAGAACAACUGCCAUCUUGUGCCAAUCUGUGCCUCAUGAAGUUUGAUUCAGGGUCUGCGAACAUGCCGAUGAACCACCGCCGUUGUCGUUCCUCCGUUGUCGUUUCUCCGUCGCCUCUCAAAGAUCUGUGACGUCUCCUGCUGUCGGGUGAAGACACGGGAUCGCUAUAUCCCAGUGAAAGUGUGACGACUCUCACCGUUCAACCUAGCGAUUCUUAGUGCAGGAGAUGCUGACUGUCCACUCUGGGAACCUGUUGGGACUCCAAUCAGAUAGAGUCGGACAAUCAAUCACAGCGAUCCGAGUCUCUCCUACGGUCAUAGCAGUGUUGUAUUGAUAAUCACUGAAAUAACAAAUGGGUACACGUAUGCUUGUAUGUGCAACGGAAACACGACCCCAAGAAGCUCCACAAGUCACGUUGCCCUUAGGAGAAACUCUGCAUACAUCGUACAUAUGAUAUUUAUAUAUAUCCAAACUGUCUGGAACUCAUGUGAGAAGUCAGCAAUCGUCUAUGUAACUUAUUUUCUGAUGGAAUAUUAUUGACGGGAUGUCGAACGUAGAAGCAUUUAACAGAAAAGUGCUGAGAAAGUGAUCUGCAACUUGCUACCGAAAACUGCCCUAGAUUCUGGCAAUACACCCCCUAGUGUUGGGAGAGAUGUUAUCUUUCCUUUCAUAUUAGGAGGCAGAACAUUACACAUCUUUUAAAAACCUUUUUAACAGUCAUCUCUACGGAACUUGAUGCGAAGCCUGAAUACGGUUUUAAUUUCAAGAUGUGUAAAACAAAAGUGUGUGAUAGUUUUUGUGUUAUUGUAAUGUUGAUAAUUCGGCCCCCGUCUUUGAGGGCGCAUGUAGGUCGGGUCGAAAAGUUUGUUACUGAAGAAGUCAAACAGUCGUAUAACUUCUUCUGUUUGUGCCGUUACGAAAUAAAAACUUACAUUCUCAGAUGAAUUAAAAGCUUAUUGCUUCCAAAUUGCAGACCUUAACUAAUUACCUCAAUAUUAAACAUGGAUAUUUAGGAUAUAGUAUUCAAGUGAUAUUGUUAGAAAUGACCCAGUGAACAUACAGAACAAACCAUGCUCAUAUGCAAUUCCUUUUUUUCUACUUUGAUCCAAAUUCCUUGUAAAUUUCAAGAUCAUGAAUUCUCCAAAUGUUCAUGUUGAUUACAAUCUGCAUUAUAAAUGAAAUGCUGCAAUUCUCUAUUUUACAAUGUGCAACCUUUACCUUUGCCUACCAUGUAUGUGUGUUCUUUUACGCAAAAUGAAAACAGAAAACCACUGUCAAUGACAGGUCGUAGGGUACAGAUACAUAUAGUUGUCGUUACGUUAGUCCUUCUAAAUCAUUAUUCAAAUAUAUAUCAACUGAGAACAGUACUUUAUGUAUGUAAAGUGACGCAGGCAUGGUCGGAACGAGCAUGCCGUUACUUACUCGCUGGCAAUUCCUGUAAAUACAACACAUUACCAUGAUGAUUAUGCCUUACUUUAUUAUACAUUGUGUGACUGACGAAUGUGCUGCAUGAUAACCGAAGAACCGUAUAUAUUCUAUAAUUUCUAUUCCACCAACGUAAUAACUCCAUGUUAUGUUACCCAGAUUAUGUACUCCUAGAUUAGUUCCCUCACGUAACUUCAGACAAAAAUAUAUGUGUCCCCUUUAAAGACAUCAGACAGGGGGUUUAUAUGCAAAUUGUUGAUUGACAUUUUGACAAGUUGAAAUAAUCAUCAAGGUAAUUUUUAACAGUUUCGAAAUUAGGGAGAGGAGCACAACUGCCCCUUCCCCCAUUUUGAAACUCAGUUGGUAUUUGUUCAGUCCAUAACAAAGUAAAAUUCCCACAAAUUUAUUUUGUGCGCAAACCCCCCCCCCCCCCCCCCCCCCUCACAAGAUCCUGGAUUCUACCAGGGGACCUUUCAUAUAAUUAACAAUGUGCCCCAAGAAGGAAGGGUGCCAUGGGGUGCAAACAGUUUCCAAAUCUCAACAACUAUUGAGUGACAGUACAUCAAAGUCGUCACUUUUUUCAAGAACUAUUAUUUCUGCUCUCAAACUGUAUAAUACCCCCUGAUCCUUCAAGCAACAAGGGUAUUGUCUUUAAUACUUCAUCUCAUCAAGAAACACGUUUUAGUCGGUAGUUAUUUUCUUUCGCUGUAAUGUGUACAUGUACAUAAACAACAGACCAUUCUGCCUUGGGUUUGGCUUCAUCGGACAGCCGCGAUGCAAAUUUCUCUCAAGUCUCAAUCCAAACUUUUAUACUUUUUUUGUAUGGAUGUACAGUGUAAGACAGAAUACUUUUGUUACAGUAGAUAAUACUGGAGUAGAUGAAUACAUACUCUGCAUAUUUAAGUCAUUACUUCUCUAGGUAUUACGAUGACAGUCUUCUCCCUCAUCUUCUUCUUAUGUUCCAUCUCGUAUAUUUUGAAGCCUUUCAAUGCUAUUUAUUGGACCGCUGGGUCUUUACAUAACUCUGGCUGCUCUUUUUUUUAAUGUAUAUUUUUCCUAUUUUCAUGUCAAAUUUUGAAUUGAAGACAUAAAUGGUGCUAUAAUACUCGUAUCAUUGAUGUGUGGGAUGGAUGCUGUCGCCACGGUAACCAAAUUUAACCGAACAGAUGUGAUUGCGUUCAUGCGGUGCCACGCGACACAGUGCAAUAGUUAUGAAUAGGAAAGUACAGGUACAUGUUUCGUAACCAGAUAGGUUAUGAUUGCUAGCAAAGCAUUUAAUCCAGAUUUUUGAAAAAGUGCGCUGAGAAUCAUGAGGCCUCAACUCCUGAAAUUCUGAGAGAGAAGAAUGAAAUGUUAAACGAAUCAUGAUACGCGGGCUGAUUUUAAAUCUAUGAAUUUGAAAUCAGUUGUAAUUAUCAGACAUUUUUAAUGGUUCUAAUUAAUGAUUACUUGCCAUAACAGAAACAGUGUUCCAGGGUUUUUUUAAUAUCUUUUUUAUUUCGUUUUUUAAACAUUUGUGUGUGGAUAUUUAAAAAGUAACAUGGUUUUGUCUGUACCGCAAAUAUUUUUUCUUUUCUUGUGCAUUGGGGCUCUUUACUAAAGCAAUACUGCAAAUGGCAGAGGAAAGAACUGUGUAAAUUCAAUUCUGUGUAUCAUUUAAUGUUGAUGUAAUAUUUUUUGUUGAAAUACUGCAAGUGGUUUACAAAACUACAUGUUUCGCAGGUGUGUCAUGUGUAGGGGUAUUGGUAGGGGUACAAGAGGGGGGAGCUUUCGCACCCUUUACAUGUAUCAUACC
Messenger RNA from Strongylocentrotus purpuratus (purple sea urchin), 5473 nucleotides. RefSeq names its product SPRY domain-containing SOCS box protein 4. The record is from RefSeq and is a predicted model, not a curated record. NCBI's taxonomy places the organism in Eukaryota, Metazoa, Echinodermata, Echinoidea, Camarodonta, Strongylocentrotidae. The transcript is spliced from 3 exons. Gene Ontology annotation, cellular component: SCF ubiquitin ligase complex. Bases 1094 to 1963 code for a protein of 289 amino acids. Gene Ontology annotation, molecular function: protein binding. Gene Ontology annotation, biological process: proteasome-mediated ubiquitin-dependent protein catabolic process.